AUGUCCACCAACGUGCACAAGAAUGACCAGUCAAUCCCUGCAAUAGCAAGCCGGUUAGAUUCAAAACAUGCAAUCCAUAUAUUCCCGCAGCAAUUGCAGCCAUUUCGUUCUGGAAUACUUGCAUAUGGCGCAUCGCUAGCGUCAACGUUAGUAGGGUACCCCCUAGAUACCAUGAAGGUGAGAAUGCAAACGCACAGCCAUUAUAAAGGUUACAUUGACUGUGCGAGGAGGACGUACUUAGCAGAAGGAGUAAGAGGCUUCUUUAGGGGUGUAUGGGCUCCGCUCAUAUCCACCUCCUUCUCCAAAUCCCUCAAUGUAUCAAUCUACACCUUUUGUAAACCAUACGUUUACACGGCAAUGUUUCAAAAUGACUGGUAUGGAAAUGUGCGACAGGAGCAUCCAUUUUUGAGGAAUCUACCCGUAUGCUUUAUGGCUGGUUGUUUUGCUGGUGGUGGAGUCAGUUUAUUUGCAUGUCCCUUUGAAUUCAUCAAAGUAUAUUCCCAAUUAGAGAAACUAGUUACCGCCAACUCGUCAUUAGGAAGUAUCAAGAUGAAGUUGGGCACUCCAACUACUCUUCAAAUUUGCAACACAAUCAUUACAGCCAAAGGGUUACGAGGACUAUACUCUGGAUUUAAAUUGCACUUUCUUAGGGAUUCCUUAUCUACCGGUGUGUACUUCAGUUUGUACGAGCUGAUAAAACUAUUUACAAAUGAUUUGACCAACAAAAAUGCAUCAACAACAUCGCCAUUUGCAGUUUUACUAUCCGGAGGACUUUCUGGUGUCCUUAGUUGGAUCAUCAUCUUCCCCAUAGAUACUGCUAAAUCGCUCGUGCAAAAGGCUGCUGUUAUUAAUAUAUUCAGAAAGCUGCAUGGUUUAUCACAAGCGCCAGUCGACUCCUAUAGAAAGAAAGAAGGCUGGUUCUACCGUGGAUUGGGGAUUUCCAUAACAAGGUCAUUUUUAACCAAUAUGGUGUUUUUCGGAGUGUUUGAAUUCGGCAUGACCUAUAUAGCUUAG
Molecule: messenger RNA, 1014 nt
Organism: Lodderomyces orthopsilosis Co 90-125
Lineage: Eukaryota; Fungi; Ascomycota; Pichiomycetes; Serinales; Debaryomycetaceae
Exons: 1
Coding region: 1-1014 (337 amino acids)
Biological process (GO): transport
Molecular function (GO): transmembrane transporter activity
Source: RefSeq, a predicted model, not a curated record